ACCUUCAACACAACCAGCUCCUCUUCCAUCAUCAACUUAUCAAUAUCAACAACAACAAAAAGUUGCUUUUAGAAGAAAUUUAGAAACAACAAAUUCAUCUUCACUUGACAAUUUUUUAUCAAAUGAAAAUUUAACAAAACAAAAUGAUCAAUAUCAAACAAAAGAAAAUAUUCGAAAAGUUCCAUCAAAUAAUCGAUCAUCAUCAAAAACUGCAAUUCAUCGAACAACAACAACAACAACAACAACAACUAUGGAAUUAUUACCACCAAUUAUUUCUGGUAAACGUCUUCAUAUUCCAUUGGCGAAUCAUCGAUAUUUAUAA
This is a messenger RNA of Rotaria sordida, 322 nucleotides long. The record is from the annotation of a GenBank genome assembly. NCBI's taxonomy places the organism in Eukaryota, Metazoa, Rotifera, Eurotatoria, Philodinida, Philodinidae.